Messenger RNA from Solea solea (common sole), 3681 nucleotides. RefSeq lists its product as uncharacterized. The record is from RefSeq and is a predicted model, not a curated record. The coding region runs from base 519 to 2438 and encodes 639 amino acids. NCBI's taxonomy places the organism in Eukaryota, Metazoa, Chordata, Actinopteri, Pleuronectiformes, Soleidae. Gene Ontology annotation, molecular function: cytokine receptor activity; protein binding. Gene Ontology annotation, cellular component: external side of plasma membrane. Gene Ontology annotation, biological process: immunoglobulin mediated immune response; cytokine-mediated signaling pathway. The transcript has 10 exons.
AGGCAGGGAUUAACUAAUUUCUGUGCCUUCUGUGUCGCUAAAGUGAUAUAGUGCAAUAAAAGAGGAAUGGAAAAUAAAGCAGGUCAAAGAGGGGUUUCCUUCCUGUUGUUUCAAAACUGAAACGUGGAUGUUUCUCCCAUUUACUUUCAACCUACCCACGGGGAAACCACAACACUGCACAGCGUUUUCCCCUGACGCAAUUUCAAAGUAAAGGAGUUGUCUCGAAACAUAACCUUCCAGUACAAUCGAGUCUACAGACAUGGUAACAGCUCAUCGGCCACUUUGUACAUAAAUGAUGGCAAACUGGAAGAGUUUUCUUCAGAGUGAAGCGGAAGGGUGUCAAACGGGAUCAAGGUGCUGCAAGGGCAGAUUCUACAGCUUCACCAACAGCUGUAACGUCAUCUGCACAAGAUGAGAAGAAGGAGGAAGCAUUGAGUUGUAGCCAGAUGCUGUCAGCUGUCAUUUUUUGGAAACCAACCAUAAAUCUCCUUCACAAAAGGAGAUUGAUGACGCAAUAAAUGGAGAGAAACAAGGAAAUCCCUGUGCUACUUCUUGCUCUGCUUCGAGUCUGCUUGGCCUGGUUGGAAAGUUGCCCAAGCCAACCGGCUCUUCCCACAGAUCUCACCUGCUACACCGACUACAAUACAACCAUCAAUUGUGCUUGGAACAUUACAAAGGAAUCCAACCACAGAGAUGCCGCAUGCACACUACUCAGCACUCAUAAGUACAAAAAAAAAACAGUUUUUACUGCUUCGUGUCGCAUGGAACCUGCUGACGUGUCCAAUCAGAAUAUAAGGAGGUGCACCUUGGAUUUCAAAGCCAAACGCAGAUUUACAGUUUCACAUAACCUGUCCAUGAGCCUGAGCUGUGACCCUGGGAAGCACAUUUUCACAGUUUACUUCAGGCCAGCUUGCAACAUAAAGCUAAAUCCACCAGGAAGACCAGAUGUCAACUUUACCACCGUUUCCUGGCUCCUCAUAUUUGGGAAAGAUUUUUCGUUAAAGGUUUUUACCUCAGAGUUGCAGUGGAAAACACAGGAUCAGUCAUGGAGUGAUCCCUCUGUGCAGAAGCAGCAGACAAAAACCACAUCAUGUAAGUCAAAAUGCGAGGCACAGCUGGACCCUGAAUCACUCGUACAAGGAGAGACAUAUGAGGCACGCAUUCGGGUGCAGCCUGAUCAAGUGAAAACUUACAUGUCAGUGUGGAGUGACUGGGGCCCCACUGCAUCAUGGGAGUCACCUGUUGGAAGAAUAAAACCAACACAACCACCUGAUUUUGUGAGGGAUGUGGCCAUUAUCAUCACAGGCGCAACACUGGCCUUGUUUCUGGCUGGCAUACUCUUUAAGAAUGACAAAGCCAUUUGGGUUUACAGGAAGAUGAGAGGUCAGCCCCCACCGGAUCCUGGAAAGUCCUCCCUGAAGGAUCUAAAUUUACAGCAUUGGAGCCCUUACUUCCCCAGGGAAUCCCUUCACUCCUCUUUGAAAACAGAGGACAUCAAUUCUGUAGAAGUUAUCUCCACCAUGGAUAAUGACACACUCUGCAGCAAAGAGGUGGCUCUCCUGGAUAAGAUGAGAAAAGAACGCAUGAGAAUCGAGUCGACCAGCUCCAGUUUCUCCAACCCCAUUUACUCCCAACUUUGUCCUCCUCCUCCUCCUGACGCUAUGGGGACAGCAGAGAGUCUGGAGCCCUGUGACAAUGAUCCAUGCAAUAGCUCCACCGGUUGUCAAGACAAAGGCAAAAGUGCAGAGAAGAACGAGGAGGAAGAAAGAAUGCAAGAAAUGCAGAUUGUACAGUUGCUAUCAAAACGCAAGAACAACAACAGUGAGCAAGUGCAAGUAGUUUCAGGCUACGAGAAGGUUGAGAAGCUCCAGGCUGAACGCUUCAGACUCCAGAGUCUAGAUUCAGGUGUUUGCUCUGGCGAAGAGGUGAGUCACGAGAGUCUGGAAACAGAUAGCGUCAAUGUAAGUGAUGGCCAUGAGGAGGGGCCCGAGUGCAGAGAGGUGGUGAAUGAAAAAGAAGUCAUCUUUCAGAAACUCUUUAGAGGUGAUGGAGGAAGUGUUGUUGGCAAAGGGUCCGUUCAGGUUUGUUCUGAUUACGAGCAAGUCCACAAGCUGCAGGCCAGCAGUCCUGAACUACUGAGCGUAGAUUCAGGGGUGAACAGUGGGGGUGAGGAGCAGGUGAGUCAUGAGGAGAGCCUGGAAGACAUCGAUUCGUCAACUGAAACCACACACUUCCUGUUCCCUCCUCCUACUCGCUGUAUUCUGCCAUGUGCCGUGCCCUCUUUCUCGCAAAUGUCUUUGUCUGAGACAGAUGUAAGUAGAACUCUGCAACCUUCAAGUCUUAGUCAAAUAGUCGGGAAAGCUGCUAUGCUGUCAUUGUCCAGGUCAAUGGAAACCUCGGGUGAUGGAUACAUGCCUGUGAGACAGGAGUCAGGAUAAAGCAGCAAUAGGCGGAUUUACUGGAAAAAAGAGUUGACUGCUGAGCUUCUUCUGCUGGUUGUUGAAAUGUAGUUUUGGAUGCCGGUUGUCCUUAGUUCCUCAGGGACCGUCCUAAGGGACAGUUUAAACUUCAGAAAUCAGUUUGAGUUUAACAUAUCGCAUUUUCGCCAGACCUGACCUCCAUGCUAAGUUUCAAGAGUUUUUAUGCAUGUUAACCCCAUCAAAAAUGACCGGUAACCAUUUUCCUGUUUUUUGUUUGUUGUGUAUUAUUAUUAUUAUGUUUUUUAUUAUUUUAUUAUUAUUAUUAUUAUUAUUAUUAUUAUUAUUGUUAUUAUUAUAAUCGGGUUAAAUGCGGGUUAAAAAUCAUUUUGGCGGGCGUUACUAAAAACUUACUAGCCCGUUUGGCCGGUGAUGCAUGAGGCAAUCAUGUCAGUCAGAGCCGCUCUACUGUUCUCCCUCCCUGGGCAGUACUGACUACAUAAUAUGAACACUGUUGUGAUGCUACGUGAUGACGUAUAAGACGCCCAUUGGCUGCACGCAGGCAGUGCAACCAACCAGCGCGAGAAACCAUGGAAACAGAAAACACAAAGCAGUCUGCGGCCCCAGGAAGCGUUGAGGUCCGGGCGGGGGGGUCACUGUAAAGGCUGGGGCCGCCUGCCACCUUCGCCCCGAGCCUUUCCAAGAAGACCAAGAGCCAUUCGCCGCGCACCACCAGCGGAGGAAAUGCACCGGGCAGGGGCUUCUGCUCCGUUCAUUCUGGUGCUGGUAACUUUAGAAAGUUACCAGCAAAAAAGUUGAUUUAGAACCCUGGUACUGACUACGUCAUAAAGAAAAUGUGAAAAAAAAACGAAAACGGCUUUGUGAGAGUUUGAAGGCACAAAGUUGUAUAUGUGUUGUUCAGUGUCCUGUUCUCAUGGCAGGUUUGUGUGUUCUCUGCAUAUACUGUGACACUGUAUAUAUCACUGCUAUCACAAAGCUUAAAGAAAACCCGAAAUACAUACAUACACAUUACAACUUAUUGCAGGUGUAAUAAAAUGUUCAGACUGUGACAGUCAGGAAUAAUCUUUACGAUGACAUUUGGUGUCUUUUUUUUAUUAAACUGACUGUUGAACGUCACACUUAUAUCUACUGUGUCAGUUGUUCUGUUCUCACACUGUAUUCAAUGGUGUAAUGUAAAUGCAUGCACUGCAGAUGUGUCAUAAUAUUUGAAGGAUUUUGAAUAAUAAAACUGCGUCAAACUUCA